Symbiodinium sp. CCMP2456 is the source of this 300-nucleotide messenger RNA. NCBI's taxonomy places the organism in Eukaryota, Dinophyceae, Suessiales, Symbiodiniaceae. The record is from the annotation of a GenBank genome assembly.
AUGGUCGACGAGGAAGUUCAAGUAAAGCAUGAGAAGGCCGUACAAGCUGGAGGGGAAUCAGAGCUCGCCGUCAUAGAGGAAGUAGAUGAGGACCUGGAAUCCGAUGACCUUGCCAAUUAUUUUGAGAAGCCAAAGUUUGAGAAGCCAAAGCAGCAGGGACAAGGGUUGCUCCAGCAAGCGAUGGAAGAACCGCCAGGUUUUUUCAAAAAGCUCCGAUAUGGGCUGGAGAACAGCAUGUUUUCGCAGGAUAAUGCCAUGAACGGGGUCGCCGCAGUUGCCAAAGUCUUCGAAAUCGCUCAA